AUGGGCGACUACUCCCCAAACCGGAAGCGGUCCACGCCUGCAGCCGCAGCGUCAACUGAGUCCCUAAAGCAAGAUAUCCAGCCCGACCCAAUCCCAGUCAUCUCCCCGGUCCCAGGCCCUGUCUUCAACACAUCUCCACUAUCAUUUCCAGUAGUUUCAGAUCCAGUAUCCGAGCCUCCCAGCUCAUUGAAUGCUAUCGAUGACGUUGAGGCAGAGAAAGGGGACGGAGACUUGGAAGUCGAUCGACCCGGAUCUUCAAGCAACGGCAGAAGACCAGCUGUCGAAGAGGACGAAGACAGCAGAAGCGAAGACCGGAGUGACCUGGGAGUCGAAAACCCAGAAAAAGGAGCACCCCGCUUGACAGCUGCCGAAAAAGGGAAGGGGAAAGUGGUUGAGCUGCCUGAAGAAGUGAAUGAUUUGAUUAAUGAUUUGCCUUUGGAACCUGUGGACGAGAGUAGUUUCAUCGAGAUGCCUUUAAAAGACACGGCGGAUGAGGGAAGGAAUAAGGACCAAGCAGAGGGAGAGAGUACUCUGAACUCUGGGCUAGGUGAUGAGGUUGUUGCGGUUGAGGAAGAAGACAAGACCCACAAGGAUACACCUGCUGCUCCCGGUACAGCGUCUAUAGUCAUCGCCACAGAGCCCGGAGAGGAAGAGGACGAAGAUGAAGACAAAGAGGAAGAGAAAGACGAAGAGGGAGAAGUCGGCCAGCGACCAAGCAAAGGCAUCGAGCGUCCUGUUAGCCGCCGCGGCACACCCAAAACCUUCACUAUCGUCCGCCUCAUCGAACAUACUAACAAGAACGGCGACGCGGCCGUCAGACCAGCCAUCAGAGUCGGGGAUCGCGCGCCGUGGUUUAGAGUCGACUACGGCGACUUCCUACUCGACCUCUCCACCCCACGAUCAGAAAAUGCCCAGGUAAGAAACUACCAGGGACAGGAAAGAUAUAUCCCGCGGCGCAUGCUGCAGCCCAUCUACCAACCGUGGGACAUCCCGACCAGAAUCAGGAUACGGGAUGAUGGUGUUCCGCUCCCGCUGGCAUUUCUGCUGGACGGGAAAGUGGCAGUGGGGAGUAAGGGGAACGUGAGCUUCGAGACGGGAGAAGCGGUGAUGGUUAUGGGCAAGCUGGAUGGGACGGUGAAACAGGAGGUUUUGGUCACGGAUUAUGAGCGGCAUGCUGGGAGCUUUGAGAUCUCGGACCUGGAUCAGAGUUCGGUAGGCGCGCCAUGGGGGUUGUUGGUUCAUGCGGAAGAUUUGAAGGCGGCAUGGACAAAGGCUAGUGCUCCAAAACUACAGAAAGUGCCGAAGAAGAGGGAGAGGAGUGAGGAAGAUGACGAGCAGGAGGAGGAGGAGGAGGAAGAAGAUGAUGGGGGCCAGGGGCCGAUUGAGAAGCCUGAUACCGGGAAGGGGAAGAAGGGGCAGAAGGCAAACAAGAACGAUGCAGCUGAUAGAGAGGGAACGAGCAAUAAACCUCUCACUAAGAAGGCACGGAGGACUAAGAAGGUGAAGGUGUUUGAGGAAACUGAAGAUAUUGAGGAUCCUGGAGCGGGACCGAGUGGAGUAGAAGUUCCUGAGACAGAGGAAGGUAGCAAGCAAACGGCUUUGGGCAGAGCGGCGAGGAAGAAGAAAAGAGACGCCAAGAAGAAGAUUACUGCGAAGAAGAACACCGGGAGGAAGGAUGAUGGUGAGCCUGACUUGAAGACGAUGCUGGCGCAGCUGUAA
Messenger RNA from Drepanopeziza brunnea f. sp. 'multigermtubi' MB_m1, 1719 nucleotides. RefSeq lists its product as uncharacterized. The record is from RefSeq and is a predicted model, not a curated record. Lineage: Eukaryota; Fungi; Ascomycota; Leotiomycetes; Helotiales; Drepanopezizaceae.